This is a messenger RNA of Symbiodinium natans, 1044 nucleotides long. The record is from the annotation of a GenBank genome assembly. Lineage: Eukaryota; Dinophyceae; Suessiales; Symbiodiniaceae.
AUGCGCCAGAAGCUUGAUGCACUCGCGCGGCGCUUUAACCAGAUGCUGGAAGGAGAGCAAGAGCUGGAGCUGGAGUGGGAGGCUAUGGGGGAUUCCGACGAUUCGUCCAUAGCCCUCGUGAGCGACCCAGAUGAGGCGGUGGAGCAGAUGACGUCCGGACACGCCUUGGGAUUUCAACCGGGGCGAGCGUUCGACACACUGCCCGUGUACCAGGUUUGCUUCAACCUGCGCCGGCAUCCGAAGACAGGCAUCUUCCAUUCAUUGAAGCAGAAACUCACCAUCGAGAUGCGGCAAACUCCUGGAGCUGGGGAGUCGAAUCAAGUCGUGGAGGUGUACGUUGAGAUGGUUGGCGGAAACUUCCGCAGAGACGUUGUUACCGAGCAAGAAUGUUGCCUUCGACUCCGCUUCUGGACUACCGACGAACGGCCAGUAUUCCUGUCAAGCGUGUUCUGGCCCGGAGGAGGUUGCAUGUUGGAUAAGAACGGGAUGCCGGUGACCAUUGAGAAUGGCGGCUAUCUCUCUGAUCCCCGGCGCGACACUACAAUCCCUGAUGUUGGUGCGGUCUAUGAUCGGGUGGAAGAAGUUGAGCUUCCCGAUGAAGUUCAGCAAGCUUGGGAUCAGGGCCAAUUAUAUCCAGGAGACGUACAUCAAGCAUGGCAGGACGGCUGCAGCUCCUUCGAGUUGCCUGUCGGAAGCUCGCCACCUAUGUUUCAACACAACAAAUUCUCACUUGCGGAUGACGAAGUCGAUGAGCCACUGGGAUGCAUCGUGAGCAUGGUUAUCAGCAGGUGGAGGGGCAUCAGAGUGGCAGGGAUUCUACCCAACGUUGCGCGGCAGUUGAUUCUCUCCUACCUGUUCUUCCCUCUGGAGCCACUUUCCUUUUCAGGGAGCCUGGCGGUUGCAGUGGGCGUGAACACGACCCCGGGCAGAAUAAAAUUGAGGGAUCGCAAACAAGGGUGGGAAGGCGAGUGUGCGACUUGUGGCGGGCCCGCGGUUAGUUGGCUGGGUGGUGUGGAGUGUGAAAGCUGCUUCAGUGAGCAUUGA